AUGGAGAAAGACGACUGGGAUGUAUCUGGUUUCUUAUGGGAAACCGAGAACCAGCUCUGGGAUUUCUUCAAUUUUGAUUUCAGCGCUGUAGAAACCCAGAUCAAGUAUCCCAUGGACCCUCCUCCUCCUCCCCCUCCUCCUCCUUGCUUCACCUCUAAUCUUAGCCUGAAUCCCCCAACAGUGCCAAGUCCCGAUCUUGAUCAGCCCCAAACGGCCGCUCCUGCCGCCGCGGCUGCCGCCCUCGAGAAGGAGAAAGGGAAGAAGGUGAUCGGAGUCGAUGAGAAGAAGGAGAAGGAGAAGGGGAAGAAAGAAGGCAAAACUGAAGCAAACCAUGAGAGUCAUCUGUGGACGGAGAGAGAGAGGAGGAAGAAGAUGAAGAACAUGUUCGAUAACCUUCAUGGCUUGAUGCUCACUAACCCUCGUGGCAUGAUGCGUCAUGUUCCUCAGAAGGCAGACAAGAUCACCAUUGUGGAUGAAGCAGUGACCUGGAUAAAAGGCCUACAGCAAGAUGUGCAAAAACUAGAAGCACGUAAGGAAUUAGAAAAGCGCAAACGUGAAAGUCAGGAUCCAAUCACUGCUCAUAAACUAGCCAUGGAUUCAACACAACCCACCUUGAUUGAUCAACCCUCUUAUGGCAAUAAUAAUAAUAAUAACAACAUAGUUCCAGAAUUUACCAACCCUACCCCUGUAGGUUUUAAGGUCUGGUUUUCUGAAAACCUAAACUUGAACAUCUGUGGUGAUGAGGCACAAAUCAGUCUGUGUUCGGUCAAAAAGCAAGGCCUCUUCACUGCAAUAUGCUCUGUGUUGGAGAAGCACAAAUUGGAGUUGCUUUCGGCUUCCGUCCCCUCCGAUUCUAAUCGCCGCAUGACCAUGAUGCAAGUUUCU
Messenger RNA from Carica papaya (papaya), 885 nucleotides. NCBI's taxonomy places the organism in Eukaryota, Viridiplantae, Streptophyta, Magnoliopsida, Brassicales, Caricaceae. The record is from RefSeq and is a predicted model, not a curated record.